Messenger RNA from Raphanus sativus (radish), 2302 nucleotides. Its product is annotated as pentatricopeptide repeat-containing protein At1g09820. Lineage: Eukaryota; Viridiplantae; Streptophyta; Magnoliopsida; Brassicales; Brassicaceae. Gene Ontology annotation, molecular function: protein binding. The transcript has a single exon. The record is from RefSeq and is a predicted model, not a curated record. The coding region runs from base 122 to 1939 and encodes 605 amino acids.
AAAAUGGUAAACGAAGGAGAUGACCAGUGCGACUCAGUGAGUAGGUCCGAACUACAAUAUCCUAAAACCCUAAUUUUUCUCUUCUUCAAAAACCCACAUUUUUUCUCUCCUUCUCGAAUCAAUGUUCAUCAAAUCCUUCGCCGUAAGGAGAAAACUCUCCCGUCUCAGUAGACUCUGUUCUUCUUAUUCAGCUACUACCAUCACCAAUACCCCUUACCCGCCUAGAGAUGACGUGGCUUUAAUCGCAGAUCUCAUAGAGAAGCAGCACUGGCCAAAGCUCAGACUCCACGUGAAAGACACAAACCCCAACGAACUCUUUCACCAGCUGAUAAGUUCCAACCUCGACCCUGAUCUGUGUCUCCGCUACUACACCUGGUUAGCGACGAACAACCACCGUAACAUCUCCCUAUCGUUAGAGCUAACCUUCAAGCUAUUGCACUCUCUCGCCAACGCUAAAAGGUACUCAAAGAUCCGAUCUUUCCUCGACGGGUUCGUUAAGAAACGAUCCGAGCAUUCGGUUCACUCAAUCCUCCACGCGAUCUCCCUCUGUGACAAUCUCUGCGUCAAUUCGAUCCUCGCCGAUAUGCUGGUCUUGGCUUACGCGAACAACUCGAAGUUCGAGUUAGGGCUCGAGGCGUUUAAGCGCGCGGGGUAUUACGGUUACAAGCUAUCAUCUUUGUCUUGUAAGCCCUUGAUGGUCGCGUUGCUGAAGGAGAAGAGGUUUGCUGACGUUGAGUUUGUGUACAGAGAGAUGAUCAGGAGGAGGAUCCAACCGGAUGUGUUCGCUUUCAAUGUGGUGAUCAACUCGUUUUGCAAGAGAGGGAGGAUGAGCAAGGCUAAGGAUGUUAUGGAGGAUAUGAAAGUGUAUGGAGCUUCUCCUCCUGAUGUGGUUAGUUAUAAUACUCUUAUCGAUGGGUACUGUAAGCUUGGAGGGAUGGGGAAGAUGUAUAAAGCAGAUGGGGUUUUGAAGGAGAUGGUGGAGAGUGAGGUGUCUCCGAACUUGACUACUUUUAAUAUUUUGAUCGAUGGGUUCUGGAAAGAUGGGAAUUAUUCAGGGAGUAUGAAGGUGUUUAAAGAGAUGCUGGAUCAAGAUGUUAAACCUAAUGUGGUCACUUAUAAUUCGCUGAUUAAUGGUUUGUGUAGUGUGGGGAAGGUGAGCGAGGCUACUUGUAUGCAUGAUAAGAUGGUGAGCGCAGGUGUGCAGCCUGAUUUGAUUACUUACAACUCUCUUAUAAACGGGUUUUGUAAGAACGGUAUGAUGAAGGAAGCUCUUGAUAUGUUUGCGUCGCUAAAAGGCAGAGGGAUUGUUCCCACUGCUACAACAUAUAACAUGCCGAUCGAUGCGUAUUGUAAGUCAGGGAAGGUGAAGGAUGGGUUUAAAGUGAAAGAAGAGAUGGAGCGAGAAGGGAUUGUACCGAACGUUGAGACUUAUAAUUGCUUGAUCGGUGGUUUGUGUAGAAACGGUAACAUGGAAGCAGCUAAGAAGCUUUUUGAUCAGUUGAAUAGUAAAGGGCUUCCUGAUCUUGUGACAUAUCACAUACUCAUGGACGGUUACUGCCGCAAAGGAGAAACGAGGAAAGCAGCGAUGCUUUUGAGAGAAGGAAUAACCAAGAUGGGUCUGAAGCCGAGACAUCUGACGUAUAACAUUCUGAUGGAAGGUUACUGUAAGGAAGGGAAUCUGAAAGGAGCAGGGAACGUGAGGAUACAGAUGGAGAAAGAGAGGCGGUUGCGGAUGAACGUAGCAUCGUAUAAUGUGCUUCUGCAAGGAUAUUCCCAGAAGGGGAAGAUAGAGGAAGCAAACAGGCUUUUGAAUGAGAUGCUGGAGAAAGGUCUGAUCCCGAACCGGAUAACCUAUGAGAUAGUUAAAGCAGAAAUGGUGGAUAAAGGUUUUGUUCCAGACAUUGAAGGGCAUCUGUUUAACGUCUCCACUAAAUCAUAACCUUUCAAUGAUCGGCGUGAGAAGCAACCCCUUAGUGCACCUAUUCACAUGAUUGGCUGAUUCCUGAGUUCAGCAUUACUCAAUCUCUUCCUCUCAUUGUUAGUACUGAAGCAAAUACCAAAGACGAGACAGUGACAAUAGGUGAAACCAGACCCUGCGGAAUCUUUGUUCUAGCAUAGACAAGGGUGACUCAGGCCUACCUAAUAUUGUCGGGCUACUCCGUAUUUCUCUGCUUAUGCCGACAGGGUUCCUGGGAGUGUAAAGCCUUCAGCUUGGAAAUUGAGAGAAGUUCUUGUAAUUUUGUUGUGUCUACUGACUCCAUAUGAUAAUGAGAAUGUUAUUCAAAGUUGAACCUUUGAUCAA